AUGGGUUCAGAUGAUCAGGAGUGGGAGCUGGAGGAAGGCAUCCCUCAAGUGGAGGAACCCUUUAUCCAGCAGUAUCUAAAGGGCCGUGAUGCACUGGUCCUAGAAGAACAGAAGCAACGACAUGAUGCCAAUCUCCGCAAGGCCCUCUCCCCGCUGGCCGCCAAAGCGUGCAAGAUCGUGUCCAAGGUCCGUGAUCGUGAGCUCAAGACAGUAUGGUCCAAGGGCUUGUCCCAGGAGCAAGCCCACGAAGCCGAUGAGAUUCUCUAUCCGGGGGUGAUGUUCCAUCUCGCAAGGGGUCGCAUGGAAAAUACCGACUUGUGGAAAAUCGUGCAGAAGAUGCCCAAAGGGUCCCUCUUACAUGCUCACAUGGAUGCCAUGUUUGAUAUCGAUUUUCUGAUCGAACAGGCCUUUUCCACCCCAGGAAUACACGUGGCUGCUCCAGAGCCGCUCAUUACCCCAAAGGAGCUUGAAGAAGCACCAUUCUAUCUCCAGUUUUCGUCUCGACCAUUGGAGGAAUCAGAGGACAAGCCUACGAUGUGGACGUCUUCCUACGAGUCUUCAGGACUGAUAUCUCUACAAAAAGCAGCCUCGUCGUUUCCCAAGGGUGGAGAGGCUGGUUUCCGCGAGUGGCUAAAGAGUCGUUGUGUUCUUGGGCCGGAACAUUCCUACCUUCACCAUCACGGAGUAGACGCCAUCUGGGACAUCUUCCGACGCACGUUCCGAGUCAUCAAUUCUAUCCUGAACUACGAGCCAAUCUUCCGCGCAUGCCUGCGCCGCAUGUUCGAACAGCUCGCCAGUGACGGAAUCAGAUACGUGGACUUUCGGAUCGCCUUUGUCUUCGAGUACCGACGGGAAGGCUGCGACACGCCCGAGGAAGGCUACUUGGAGUGGUGCCGUGUCUUCAAAGAAGAACUCGAACGCUUCAAGAGCACCGAACAAGGCCGACGAUUCUACGGGGCCCGCAUCAUCUGGACCACACUCCGCAUUCUGUCCAACAAAGACAUCGCAGCCAGCAUGAAGCAAUGCAUCGAGACAAAACUCGCCUUCCCGGACGUGAUCUGCGGGUUCGACGUCGUCGGCCAAGAAGACCUGGGCCGGACGCUGGUCGACCUCGUCCCGGUUCUAUUCUGGUUCCGCAAGCGCUGCGUCGAGGAAGGGGUGAAUAUCCCCUUCUUCUUCCACGCGGGCGAGUGCCUCGGUGACGGCGACGCGACAGACCACAAUCUCUUCGAUGCAGUCUUACUCGGCACCCGGCGCAUCGGGCACGGCUUUUCCCUCUACAAACACCCCCUCCUCAUUGACCUCGUCAAGGAAAAGAAGAUCCUCAUCGAAUGCUGCCCAAUCUCAAACGAGAUCCUCCGCCUCACAAGCUCCAUCAAAUCGCACCCGCUUCCUGCCCUGCUGGCUCGCGGCGUCUCCGUCUCCCUCUGCAACGACGACCCGGCCAUCCUCGGCCAGGGCAAGAACGGUCUAACGCACGACUUCUGGCAGGCUCUGCAGGGUCUCGAAAAUAUGGGUCUCACGGGCCUCGCCAUGAUGGUGGAGAACUCCAUCCGGUGGAGCUGUUAUGAGGAUCAAUCGAAUGCCGAGUGGGCCUCGGAUAUCGAAGAUGGGAUUCUAGGCGAUGGGCUGAAGGCCGCCCGUCUGCGGGAAUGGUAUGAAGACUUCCAGGCGUUUUGCGAGUGGAUUGUAGCGGAGUUUAAGGAUGUAGAGGUCGACGAGUAA
Molecule: messenger RNA, 1725 nt
Organism: Aspergillus pseudoviridinutans
Lineage: Eukaryota; Fungi; Ascomycota; Eurotiomycetes; Eurotiales; Aspergillaceae
Product: putative CECR1 family adenosine deaminase
Exons: 2
Coding region: 1-1725 (574 amino acids)
Biological process (GO): inosine biosynthetic process; adenosine catabolic process
Molecular function (GO): adenosine deaminase activity
Source: RefSeq, a predicted model, not a curated record